Molecule: messenger RNA, 2145 nt
Organism: Loa loa (African eye worm)
Lineage: Eukaryota; Metazoa; Nematoda; Chromadorea; Rhabditida; Onchocercidae
Exons: 14
Coding region: 19-1956 (645 amino acids)
Biological process (GO): mRNA splicing, via spliceosome
Cellular component (GO): spliceosomal complex
Molecular function (GO): pre-mRNA 3'-splice site binding
Source: RefSeq, a predicted model, not a curated record
GUUUCAGAAGAAAAGAGAAUGGCAUUAAACAGUUCGGAAAUCCCCGUGUCGAAAUUGCUCCGGCAAAAAAUCGGGAUAGGCGAUGUGCAGGAAGGACGGAAAAGUAAGGAUGAAUAUAGAAAGCAAAAGGAUUUGGAAGAAGAGCAAAAGUUGGGUAUAGCUCCAGCAACAGUGGAUGUUGUCACAGGGCGUGAUAUCAAUCCACAUAUUCCAGAAUUCAUUGCAAAGCAUCCCUGGUAUGUACCGGCUGAUGGACCUACUCUACAGCAUCAAAGGCCGCACGAAGAGAGACAGAUUAAAUGGUCAUCAAUCGACGAUUGGUAUAAAAGAGGUACAACGAAUGAAAGAGCUACGAAGUUCCGAAAGGGUGCUUGUGAAAACUGUGGUGCUAUGACACACGGAAAAAAAGACUGUUUGGAGAGACCUCGUAAAGUAGGUGCCAUAUGGACAAAUCAGGAUAUCGCUCCAGAUGAAUAUGUUCAGCCAAAAUUAACGCUUGGUUGGGAUGCUAAACGAGAUCGAUGGAAUGGCUAUGACCCGCAGACGUAUAAGCAAGUUGUUGAGGAGCACGAGAAAUUGGAGCAAACAAGGAAGCUUCUCAGGGAAGAGAAGAUGAAGGGAGAACUUUCGAAAGAGGAAUUAGAAGUGGUAGAAGGCAACCAUCAUAUAGCAGAAGAGCCUGCAGACGAAGAUAUGUAUGCUGAUGAUGCUGAUAUGGCAGGUGUAACAGUUGAUAUGGAUUCGCGUACGCGAAUCACUGUGAGAAACCUUCGUAUUAGAGAAGAUACUGCAAAAUACCUCUAUAAUUUGGAUCCAAAUGGGCCUUAUUAUGAUCCAAAAUCGCGUUCAAUGAGAGAGAAUCCAUUUGCAAACGUACCUGGAAAAGAGAAAGAGGCAGCUAAAUUUGCUGGCGAGAAUUUCAUACGUUAUACAGGAGAAGUAGUGCAGGCUAACGAAGCGCAGGUAUUCGCAUGGCAGGCUCGUUGUAAAGGGAUUGAUGUCCAUGCAUUAGCUGAGCCUACAAAACUGGAAGCAAUGAAAAAAGAGUUUGAGCAACAAAAAUUGGGUGCGAAAGAAGAACACAAAAGCAAAUUAUUGGAAAAAUAUGGUGGGGAAAAAUAUUUACAUGCACCACCGAAGGAGCUGUUAUUAGCACAAACGGAAAAUUAUGUGGAGUAUAACCGAAAAGGAAAAGUAAUCAAAGGUGACGAGCGACGAGUGAUACUAAGUCGUUAUGAGGAAGACAAAUACUUGAAUAAUCACAAGUCUGUUUGGGGAUCUUAUUGGAAAUCUGGGCAAUGGGGUUUCGCAUGUUGUCAUUCUUUCAUAAAGGCCUCAUAUUGUCUUGGUGAAGCUGGUAAAGCUAGGAAUGCAACAGAUCUGAAAGUAGCUGUUUUACCGCAAGAUGUAAUUACAAACUCAACUCCAAAUGUCAAGCACGAAAUUACCGAUACAACAUCGGACAAUGAGCUGGAAGAUGAAAAUUCCUCUGUUGGUAAUGAAUCAUCUUUGGACGCAUUUGGCUCCGAUAUGAGUGCUAAAGAAGAAAGAGAAGAAAAAGAACGACAAUAUGAACUAGAGAAAGCUGAACGUGACGAAAGAAGGCGUAAGAAAAGGAGGGAUAAGAGAAAGCGACGAAAAGAGCGGGAAGAUAAGAACAAAAAGAUUUCGAAGUUAAAGAAAAGAGGAAGUUUGGAUGGAACUUCAUCAGAUAAUGGGAAAGAACAGAAGAAAGAACUAGAACAUGCAAUUAAAAAGAUCUAUAAGGACUGGGAAGAUGCAGAAGAAAGUUUGCAGCUGGGCGAUCGAAAACGGCGCUAUCAUUCCAAUUAUGACGUAAGUGCUCCAACACCCACUGAAAUGGAAGCUUAUAAAUUGACGAAAAUCCAUGCUGACGAUCCAAUGGCUGCAUUUAUAAAAGAAAAGCAUUGGAAAAAACACUCAGAAAAGGACUGAAUCCUUUUUGAUAUUGUGAAAUUGAUCUUGUAAAAUAAAUUUAAACGCAUCUUGAGAAUGCUGUUUAGUUGUUGAUAGAUUUUUCUCUUUUCAAGAGUUCAGGCUCAUUAAACUGUGGAAACAGUAGGUUUAAGUCUGUGAUGAGUUCCAUUAAGUUUCGGUUUGAGAACAUUUAUUCCCGAUUCCAAU